This is a messenger RNA of Aspergillus luchuensis, 309 nucleotides long. RefSeq lists its product as uncharacterized. Lineage: Eukaryota; Fungi; Ascomycota; Eurotiomycetes; Eurotiales; Aspergillaceae. The transcript has a single exon. The record is from RefSeq and is a predicted model, not a curated record. Bases 1 to 309 code for a protein of 102 amino acids. Gene Ontology annotation, biological process: transmembrane transport. Gene Ontology annotation, molecular function: transmembrane transporter activity.
AUGGCCGAUGACAAAAUUAGCCAGGCCAUCUGCGAGGAGAACCACGAGUCCUCAGCCACAAUUCCAGUUAUCAUCGUGGACUUCGAUCCUCAUGAGCAUCCGCAUCUAUGGCCCAGCUAUCCGAAAUAUACCAUCCUCCUGACGGUGACUCUGCCUAUCUUCCUUAUGCCCCUAACGUCAACUAUCAUUGCACCAGCUCUUGAUGCCGUCGAGGCCGAAUUCCAUGUUACUUCAGAUGUCAAGGGCUCUCUGACAGUAUCCCUGUUCCUGCUCACUUACUGUCUCGGACCAUUGGUGCUAGCACCUUAG